Pseudopodoces humilis (Tibetan ground-tit) is the source of this 3329-nucleotide messenger RNA. RefSeq names its product oxysterol binding protein like 10 (gene OSBPL10). Lineage: Eukaryota; Metazoa; Chordata; Aves; Passeriformes; Paridae. Gene Ontology annotation, molecular function: cholesterol binding. Gene Ontology annotation, cellular component: membrane; cytosol. The record is from RefSeq and is a predicted model, not a curated record.
AUGGAGAAAGCGGCGGGCGAAGGCGGCGGCAGCAACAGCAGCAGCCGCAGCAGCAGCCGCCCCACGUCGGCGGGGUCGUCCCCCUCGUCCUCCUCCGCCAGCCGCGGGCUCCCGGGCCGGGCGGCGGCCGCGGGCAGGCUGGAUGGAGGCGGGGGCGGCGGCAGUAGCCCCGGCUCGGCGGCGGCCAGCCCGGGGGGCGCGCAGGCGCCCGGCGGCGGCAGGCGGCGGGAGCCGGUGCUGGAAGGGACGCUCAGCAAAUACACCAACCUCCUGCAGGGCUGGCAGAGCAGGUACUUUGUGUUGGACUUUGAGACGGGAAUUCUGCAGUAUUUCAUGAAUGAACAAACUAAAAACCAGAGCCCAAAGCCACGAGGAGCCUUGUCUUUAGCUGGAGCUAUAAUAUCACCUAGUGAUGAAGUGCCACACAUGUUAGUGGUCUACUCUGCUAAUGGAGAGAUGUACAAGUUAAGAGCUGCUGAUGCAAAGGAGAAACAAUACUGGAUAACUCAGCUUCGAUCCUGUGCCAAACAUCAUAAGGAAAGUGAUUCUAAGAGCAUCUCAUCCUCACGAAGUAGAAGCUCAUCUCUGCUGCCACCUGGGACAGUUAAUUCUGCAUCUCCGAGUGGCCAGAAACACAUGAAUCAAAGUGGACCAACUGUUGUAACCAUCACACAUCACAAAUCACCUGCAGCUGCUCGAAGAGCCAAGAGCCAGCGAUCUGGUCAACUCCAUGAAGUCAGAGAGAUCAUGAGCCAAGCUGAAGGACAACAGAAGAAUCUUGUACAAGCCAUUGAAGCUCUCCCAAAUUCUGGACCCCUUACUGCCUUGGAUCAGGACUUGCUACUUUUAAAAGCUACCUCUGCUGCCACCCUGAGCUGCCUUGGAGAAUGCCUGAGUCUACUACAGCAAAGCAUGCAUCAAGUGGGCCAACAGCAUAACAGGACACUGUCAUCAGAAGGUAUCCUGGGAUGGCCUGGGCCCAAGUCACACUCCACAGAGCAGCUGAAGAACGGUGCCCUCAGCUCCUUAUCAUCUGCUAGUGCCAACAUUACAUGGGCAAUAGUACCAUCUGCAGCUCAGGAUGCACAGGCACUGCAGCCAAACACUGAGCAUUCAGCUUCUGAGUUGAUCCUAGUUGAAGAUGAAAUGACAGAUACUGAAGAUAAUGAAGAGGAGGAUUUAGGAGUCAUGGAUGAUCAACGUAGUGUAAUUCUCCAUCUCAUCUCUCAGCUCAAACUUGGCAUGGACCUUACCAGGGUAGUGCUUCCAACAUUUAUUUUGGAGAAAAGAUCCCUGCUGGAGAUGUAUGCAAAUUUCAUGGCCCAUCCAGACCUGUUUUUGUCAAUUGCAGCUGGAGCCACUCCCGAGGAAAGAAUUAUCUGCUUUGUGGAGUAUUAUCUAACAGCUUUUCAUGAAGGCCGAAAGGGAGCAGUUGCCAAGAAGCCCUAUAACCCUAUAAUUGGUGAAACGUUUCAUUGCUCGUGGGAUGUGCCUAAAGAUAAAGUGAAAGCAUUCAGAACUAACGGUGCCUCCACGGUUUCUAAGGACUCAACCAAGGAGCUCGGCCAGGACCAGUCCACGUGCUACAAGCUGAGGUUUGUAGCUGAACAAGUGUCUCAUCAUCCACCAGUAUCGUGCUUUUACUGUGAGUGCAAAGAGAAGAAAAUGUGUGUGAACGCUCACGUAUGGACCAAAAGCAAGUUCAUGGGCAUGUCAAUAGGUGUUUCUAUGGUAGGUGAAGGUGUUCUUCACUUGCUGGAACACGAAGAAGAGUAUGUCUUCACCCUGCCCAGUGCCUACGCUCGCUCAAUCCUCACCAUCCCGUGGGUGGAGCUUGGAGGGAAAGUCAACAUCAAUUGUGCCAGAACGGGCUAUUCUGCCACCGUCACGUUCCACACCAAGCCCUUCUAUGGAGGGAAGGUCCACAGGGUUACAGCCGAAGUGAAGCACAAUCCAACGAACACCAUUGUGUGCAAGGCACAGGGAGAAUGGAAUGGCAUCCUGGAAUUCACUUACAGCAAUGGAGACACCAAAGUGAUCGACACCACCAAACUGCCUGUUAUCAGGAAAAAGAUCCGGCCCAUAGCAAACCAAGGGCCGCUGGAAUCGAGGCGCCUGUGGCAGCACGUCACCAACUCUCUGAAGGAGGGGAACAUUGAUGCCGCCACGGAGCACAAGCACCGCCUGGAAGAGAGACAGCGAGCAGAGGAGAGGCAGCGCGCGGCACUCACAACUCCCUGGAAACCCAAAUACUUUGCCAAAGAGGGUGAUGGUUGGCUGUAUGUGAAUCCUCUGUGGAAGACCCAUUGACAGGAGAGAGCAGUUGCCUCGUAACUUUACCUGAAAGGCAUUAAAAUGAUACAGUAUAUAACUUCAGGAUAGGUCCUGCUCCCAGAAGAUCCCCAUGGGAAGCUAUGUACUGUGAAUGAUGCAUCUCAAAAUAACCACGAGCUCAAGUUUAUUCAGGAGCCAUUUUGUGUGUGCAGAUCCACAGACACACAGGCACACGUCCGUCCCUAAGUACCCACGGUGUGCAUGUGUUGUGUGUGCUAUUUACACUACAUGUAAACAGUACCAACACCAAUAGCGACUCAAAGACCUUUUCCUCCAAGUGUUAGGGCACAGAACCCUGGCUGCACUCAGCCAGGGCUCCCUGAGUUGUGUGCUUGCAGGAUCAGGCCCUAUGCUAGUAUUUAAGAAAAUACUUUUUUAUUAGUACUGGUUAAUGUUUUUCUAUUUUUCACUUUUGCCAAAAAUGUUUUGCACUUAAAACAUGAUAUGUCUCUUAAUGGCAGUCGUUCUGUCUGAACAGUCACCAAGUAACUCACUUUGACAUAAGAAUGAUCCACUGGCUGUGCUCGCUCUGGGGUACUGAGUUCAGGGCGUGUUUCCUGUCACCAAGGAGUGUGAAUUUCCUGCCACCCUAAAAGAAGUAGCAAUACCUUCCCCAGAACGUUGUUCUUCACACUAACCCAUUGUGUCCUCGCUGCUUUGCCUAUUCAUGCUCCAGCUGUUCAGUCAAUCUCUGGUCACCACCCCUGAGCCAGCUGCUCUGGUAACUUUGGUCUUGCUGUGUAAUGUUCUCUGAUUGUUGUCAUGCCAACGCUUCUGGCUUACAUGUUCCACUAAAUGGGAUUGCUUCUGGUAAAACAUUUGGAUGAGUAGAGAUGAUACAACUACCCUUCACAGAUAAAUGAUUCCCUGAUGUAAAAGUAACAAUUUAGUAAAUUAUUCCACAGAGAGAAUAACUUUAUGAAUGAAAAAAUGGAAUGGGAUACAAUUUGUUUUGUAAGGUUAAAAAAAAACAAUUAAAAAAUCCUGUUGCUUGA